UAUUGGCCGCGCAGUUACGUUUGAAAGCUGCUACGGCGAGCACGUCUGUACGGUCUGUGGUGGCUUUAGGUCCCAUCCCCGUUUAACAAAGUUCUAUAACGCUUGUAAGCAUGGAACUGAAUGACGGUAACCUGCAAACCCUGACUGAGUACUUAAGGAAAACAUUGAACCCAGAUCCAACAGUUAGGCGUCCAGCUGAAAAGUUUCUGGAGUCGGUGGAAGGAAACCAGAACUACCCGUUAUUACUCCUCACUUUACUGGAGAAGUCUCAAGACAAUGUAAUCCGUGUCUGUGCUGCUGUUACGUUCAAAAACUACAUAAAAAGGAACUGGAGAAUCGUUGAGGAUGAACCAAACAAAAUUUCAGACGCUGACAGGACGGCGAUCAAAGCAAAUAUUAUAAAUUUGAUGCUGAGCAGCCCAGAACAGAUUCAGAAACAGCUGAGUGAUGCCAUCAGCAUCAUAGGAAGGGAAGACUUUCCACAAAAAUGGCCGGACCUCCUGACAGAGAUGGUGACCCGCUUCAGAAGUGGAGAUUUCCACAUCAUCAAUGGAGUUCUCCGUACUGCACAUUCUCUUUUUAAGAGGUACCGCCAUGAGUUUAAGUCUAAUGAGCUUUGGACUGAAAUUAAACUUGUACUGGACACAUUUGCCCUUCCGUUGACAGAGCUCUUCAAGGCCACUAUUGACUUGUGUCAAACUCACGCCAAUGAUGUCAGUGCCCUAAAGGUCCUCUUUUCAUCCCUAACACUCAUUUCAAAGCUUUUCUACAGUCUUAACUUCCAGGACCUUCCAGAGUUCUUUGAGGAUAAUAUGGAAACCUGGAUGACCAACUUUCACGGCCUUCUGACUCUGGACAAUAAGCUUUUACAAACAGAUGAUGAAGAGGAGGCUGGUCUCCUGGAGCUGCUGAAGUCUCAGAUCUGUGACAACGCGGCUCUUUACGCUCAAAAGUACGAUGAGGAGUUUCAGCCGUACCUGCCACGCUUUGUUACUGCAAUCUGGGGCCUUCUGGUCUCCACCGGCCAGGAAGUCAAAUAUGACCUGCUUGUAAGCAAUGCUAUCCAGUUUUUAGCAUCAGUUUGUGAAAGGCCGCACUACAAGCAUCUGUUCGAGGACCAGAACACACUCACCAGCAUCUGUGAGAAGGUCAUUGUGCCCAACAUGGAGUUCAGAAGUGCAGAUGAGGAGGCUUUUGAAGAUAACUCUGAGGAAUACAUCCGGAGAGAUCUUGAGGGAUCUGACAUUGACACUCGCCGCAGGGCAGCAUGCGACUUGGUGAGGGGCCUCUGUAAGUUUUUUGAGGGGCCAGUCACAGCCAUCUUCUCUGGCUAUGUGAACUCGAUGCUUACAGAAUAUGCUAAGAACCCCGGGCAGAACUGGAAACACAAAGAUGCAGCCAUCUAUCUGGUCACAUCGCUGGCAUCCAAAGCCCAGACGCAGAAGCAUGGAAUUACACAAGCCAAUGAACUGGUGAAUCUGACUGAAUUCUUUGUGAACCAUAUUCUUCCCGAUUUAAAAUCAUCCAAUGUUAACGAGUUCCCUGUGCUGAAGGCGGAUGCAAUCAAGUAUGUUAUGAUCUUCCGAAGUCAGCUUCCUAAGGAGCAGUUGCUGCAGGCAGUUCCUCUCCUGAUAACACACCUGCAGGCGGAGAGCACAGUUGAACACACUUAUGCUGCGCAUGCAUUGGAGAGGCUGUUCACAAUGAGAGGCCCCAAUAACGCAACACUUAUCACUUCAGCAGAGAUGGCACCUUUUACUGAGCAGCUGCUCACCAACCUCUUCAAAGCACUGAGUCUUCCUGGUUCUGCAGAAAAUGAGUAUAUCAUGAAAGCCAUCAUGCGCAGCUUCUCCCUGCUCCAGGAGGCCAUAGUUCCUUACAUUCCCUCUCUGAUUGGUCAGCUCACUCAUAAACUCCUCUUGGUCAGCAAGAAUCCCAGCAAGCCUCAUUUUAAUCACUACCUGUUUGAGUCUCUGUGCCUGUCUGUGCGCAUCACCUGCAAGGCUAACCCCGCCACAGUUAGCAGCUUUGAGGAGGCUCUUUUCCCCGUCUUUACAGAAAUCCUUCAGAACGACGUUCAAGAGUUUCUUCCAUAUGUGUUCCAGGUGAUGUCUCUUCUCCUUGAGAUCCACUCCAACUCUAUUCCUGCUUCCUACAUGGCUUUGUUCCCCCACCUGCUCCAGCCCAUACUGUGGGAACGCACGGGGAAUAUACCUCCUCUUGUGCGUCUGCUGCAAGCUUACCUAGAGAAGGGAGGGGCAGCUAUCGCUACUUCAGCAGCUGACAAAAUUCCUGGAUUGCUUGGAGUUUUCCAGAAGCUCAUUGCCUCCAAGGCCAAUGACCAUCAGGGAUUUUAUCUCCUCAACAGCAUCAUAGAGAACAUGCCCCCGGAGUCCAUCACUCAGUACAGGAGACAGAUCUUUAUCUUGCUCUUCCAGCGGCUCCAGAACUCUAAAACUACAAAGUUUAUUAAAAGUUUUUUGGUGUUUGUGAACUUAUAUUGUGCCAAAUAUGGAGCCAUUGCACUUCAGGAGAUCUUCGACAGCAUUCAGACAAAAAUGUUUGGGAUGGUGUUGGAGAAAAUCAUUAUUCCAGAGGUUCAGAAGGUGUCUGGAGCAGUGGAGAAGAAGAUCUGUGCUGUAGGCAUUAUAAAAAUCCUCACGGAGUGCCCCGCCAUGAUGGAUACAGAGUACACAAAGCUAUGGACCCCUCUGCUCCAGGCUCUUAUUGGCCUGUUUGAGUUACCAGAAGAUGACAGCAUCCCAGACGACGAGCACUUCAUCGACAUAGAAGACGCCCCAGGCUAUCAGACGGCCUUCUCACAGCUCGCCUUCGCUGGAAGGAAGGAACACGAUCCAAUUGGAGAUGCGGUUGGCAACCCAAAGAUCCUGUUGGCCCAGUCGCUUCACAAGCUUUCAACUGCCUGUCCUGGAAGGGUUCCCUCCAUGCUGAGCACCAGUCUGAAUGCGGAUGCCCUGAAGUUCCUGCAGGGAUAUUUGCAGGCAGCGAAUGUGCAGCUGGUUUAAAAUAAAGAUGCGAAUGACUAUGCAAAUGCUGCAGACACAGUUAGCCCUAGUCAGCUCACAGAUCAGUUACAGCUGAGAUCAUGACUCCAUGAUGGAUUAAAAAAUAAACAGCAGGAUUUUGCCUGAAAAUGGGAGGUCUUUUCAUAAGAAAACGUUUUAAGUGUUUUUAAAGACGACCAAAUGGUGGCAAAGCAAAAUUUAUCCUCUUUGGUAAUGCCAACAGGAA
This is a messenger RNA of Cyprinodon tularosa, 3252 nucleotides long. It is a transcript of the gene cse1l, whose product is annotated as CSE1 chromosome segregation 1-like (yeast). Gene Ontology annotation, molecular function: nuclear export signal receptor activity; small GTPase binding. Lineage: Eukaryota; Metazoa; Chordata; Actinopteri; Cyprinodontiformes; Cyprinodontidae. The record is from RefSeq and is a predicted model, not a curated record. Gene Ontology annotation, biological process: protein import into nucleus; protein export from nucleus. The transcript is spliced from 25 exons. Gene Ontology annotation, cellular component: nuclear envelope; cytosol. Bases 111 to 3026 code for a protein of 971 amino acids.